AGACAGGCAGACACACACACACACACAGAGGCGCGCACACACCAAACCCGAAACCAAGGACAACCCCAAAAAGGACUCACUCUGCCUCGAUGACUCAACGCAACUAAUAACCGUUUCUCCGCUCUCUGUGGCGAGUCCCUCCUGCCGCUGCUGUCGCUGGCAGAGGAGGGAGCGAUUGAAAGUGACACACCGGGGGCCGCCGCCGCUUCCCCGCGCCGCCAGGCACCCGCCGCGGAGCCCGGGAGAGCGGCGCUCCCUCCUCUUCUCCUCCCCCCGGCUCCCCGGUAUUGAUUUUCUCCGCGGAAGGUGUGAGAAGUCGGCUCCCUCUCCCCUCCGCGCCGCAGCCGGCGGACCCGCGGCUCCCGCCCCCUCGCUCCGACCUCCCCGCUCCGCUCCGCUCGCUACCCGGGACCCUCUGGGAAGGGGCUUCGGCCCCUGCCGCCCCACGCAACGUGGGCAGCCGCCCCGGCACCCCCGGAGGAGGGCAAGGAGGAGGCUGGGGGUGGGGGGAAGGAGUAGAAGGGAAGAAAGCGGCGUGAGAGGAGGAAACAAGAAAACUUUCCACCCUGGAUUCUCUACUUCUGAUCCAUGGACAGAGCCCAACUCAGCCAACUUACAGACAGGCUAUAAGCAGUCCCUGCUCCUUCUACUGCGACCUGCCAGCGGGAGCCGUGUCUCCGAGCAUGGAGAGGAGGAGUGAGAGCCCCUGCCUGCGGGACAGCCCCGACAGAGGCAGCGGCAGCCCCGAUGUCAAAGGGCCCCCCCCCGGGAAGGUGGCCAGGCUGGAGCAGAACGGCAGCCCCAUGGGCACCCGUGGGAGGCCCAACGGCGCCGUCACCAAGCCCGUGGGAGGUUUGAUGAUUCCGGUGUUUUGCGUGGUGGAGCAGUCGGACGCCUCUCUUGAGUACGACAGCCGGGAGGAGCACGCUGAGUUCGUUCUGGUUCGCAAAGAUGUGCUCUUUAGCCAGCUGGUGGAGACAGCGCUCCUGGCUCUGGGGUAUUCCCACAGCUCUGCGGCUCAGGCACAAGGAAUAAUCAAGCUUGGGAGGUGGAAUCCCCUCCCUCUCAGUUAUGUGACUGAUGCACCAGAUGCGACAGUAGCCGACAUGCUACAAGAUGUCUAUCAUGUUGUGACAUUGAAAAUCCAAUUACAAAGCUGUUCCAAGUUGGAAGACUUGCCAGCGGAGCAGUGGAACCAUGCCACAGUUCGCAAUGCCUUAAAGGAGCUGCUCAAAGAGAUGAAUCAGAGCACGCUAGCCAAAGAAUGCCCUCUCUCACAGAGCAUGAUUUCAUCCAUUGUAAAUAGCACAUACUAUGCCAAUGUGUCAGCAACCAAGUGCCAGGAGUUUGGGAGAUGGUACAAAAAGUACAAGAAGAUUAAAGUGGAAAGAGUGGAAAGAGAAAACCUUUCAGACUAUUGUGUUCUCGGUCAACGUCCCAUGCACUUACCAAAUAUCAACCAGCUGGCAACCUUGGGAAAAACUAACGAGCAGUCUCCUCAUGGCCAAAUUCACCACAGUACUCCAAUCCGAAACCAAGUGCCAACGAUGCAGACAAUGAUAAACCCUGGGCUCCUGUCUCCGCAGCUCAGCCCGCAGCUGGUGAGGCAGCAAAUAGCCAUGGCCCAUCUCAUAAACCAGCAGAUCGCCGUCAGCCGGCUCUUGGCCCACCAGCACCCGCAGGCCAUCAACCAGCAGUUCUUGAAUCACCCACCCAUCCCCAGAGCUGUCAAACCAGAGCCGGCCAAUUCCUCGGUGGAAGUCUCUCCAGACAUUUACCAGCAAGUCAGAGACGAGCUGAAGAGGGCCAGUGUGUCUCAAGCUGUGUUUGCAAGAGUAGCGUUCAACCGCACACAGGGCUUGUUGUCAGAGAUCCUGCGUAAAGAAGAAGACCCUCGGACAGCUUCCCAGUCCCUGCUGGUAAACUUGCGGGCGAUGCAGAAUUUCCUCAACUUGCCCGACUCGGAGCGGGAUCGGAUCUAUCAGGACGAGAGAGAGAGAAGCAUGAACCCCAACGUGAGCAUGGUGUCCUCGGCCGCCAGCAGCCCCAGCUCCUCCAGAACCCCCCAGGCCAAAACCUCGACACCGACAACAGACCUCCCCAUUAAGGCGGACGGCGCCAACGUCAACAUCACAGCUGCCAUUUACGACGAGAUCCAACAGGAGAUGAAACGGGCCAAGGUAUCGCAGGCUCUGUUUGCCAAGGUGGCUGCCAAUAAAAGUCAGGGCUGGCUGUGCGAACUCCUUCGCUGGAAAGAAAACCCAAGUCCGGAAAACCGCACGCUCUGGGAGAACCUCUGCACCAUCCGCCGCUUCCUGAACCUUCCCCAGCACGAGAGGGACGUGAUCUACGAGGAGGAGUCCAGACAUCACCACAGCGAGCGCAUGCAGCACGUCGUCCAGCUCACUCCCGAGCCCGUGCAGGUGCUGCACCGACAGCAGUCCCAGCCUGCCAAGGAGAACUCCCCACCCAGAGAAGAGGCCCCUCCGCCACCCGCCGAGGACAGUUGUGCCAAAAAGCCACGGUCCCGUACCAAGAUCUCCUUGGAAGCCCUCGGCAUCCUCCAGAGCUUUAUCCACGACGUGGGGCUCUACCCCGACCAGGAAGCCAUCCACACCCUCUCCGCUCAGCUGGAUCUCCCCAAACACACCAUCAUCAAGUUCUUCCAGAACCAACGGUACCACGUGAAGCACCACGGGAAGCUAAAAGAGCACUUGGGAACGGUGGUUGACGUGGCAGAGUACAAGGAUGAGGAGCUGCUGACCGAGUCGGAGGAGAACGACAGCGAGGAGGGCUCCGAGGAGAUGUACAAAGUGGAACCCGAGGAGGAGAACCCCGAGAAGAGCAAGGCGGCCCCGGCGGACAUCGACCAGAGAUAAUGCGAGAUGGGAGCGCAGGAAGCAAUACAACCGAUCCAAGGAUCUUCUGGGUUUAUUUUUAACUUUCUUUUCCCUGUUUUUACCCCUUGUUUGUUUGUUUCCGUCGCGCAUGGUCCGUGUGCAAACCGAAUGAGUUCAGCGUUGCCCAAUCAGAUGCCGCCUUGACACGGACACCCGAGCGUUACACGUCCUCCGUUUGACUGAAGUAAUCGUCGUGAUCACGUAGGAUUCUGCCUUCAUUAAUCUUGCACGUAUGAAAGGGACAUCCAGCAAGUAAGUGGGAAGAAAAGGUCCUAUGAAAUCAAUGAAGGAAGAUUUACAAUUUUGUGUGUGUGUAUAUAUAUAUAUAUUUGCAUAAAAUAUAUAUAUAUUAAAAUUGCAUGGGACGGAACUUUACAACCUGAAAGUAUAGACUGUGAAAUGAGUUCUUUAAAGAUGAGACUUGUUUAUGUAUUAAAACCACUUCACAAUGAGUUGCUUUGGCUUUUUGAUAAACUGCCGCCUGCUCUCGGGGUGUGGUGACUAUUUUUGAAUUCCUAUUUAUUUUCUAUGUUUAUCCCUGAUUUUUUUUUUUUUUUUUAAUUAUUAUAUGGCUUCCUAUCUGGCAACUUGAUGGGUAAUUUUUGAGGUAUGUAUUUAAAGACAUAAAUCAACACUGCCAAAUAAAGAAAAGAGGAAAGAAAAGGAAAAAAAA
Molecule: messenger RNA, 3573 nt
Organism: Columba livia (rock pigeon)
Lineage: Eukaryota; Metazoa; Chordata; Aves; Columbiformes; Columbidae
Gene: SATB2
Product: SATB homeobox 2
Exons: 11
Coding region: 684-2879 (731 amino acids)
Biological process (GO): chromatin remodeling; regulation of transcription by RNA polymerase II
Molecular function (GO): RNA polymerase II cis-regulatory region sequence-specific DNA binding; DNA-binding transcription factor activity, RNA polymerase II-specific
Source: RefSeq, a predicted model, not a curated record